CUGCGCAAACGUAGUGUCGCAAUCGUUCAACGAUUAGAAAUUAUAAGCAGUCGGUCGAGUGAAACAAAACUGCUGGCUCUCACAGUCCCCGUUCUCGCAUCGCGCGAUCGGCCACUUUACGACCACCAGCGGACACCAAGAUUAGGGUGACCAGUCCCCGGAUAGGUUCCAAAGUCGAACCCGACCACGCGGAGGGACCUAAUCGCCGUCUAGGUGAAGCUAUCCGACAGUAGUCCUAGUACGACUCUCUGGCAUCGCGACUUCGCAACACGGCUAGAUAGACACGCGCCUCUACCUACGCGCUGCUUGAUGGGACCGAUCAAGUCAGUCCGCCGCGAACUGUCGAGACGAUCGGACCGUGAUGUGAUUGAUGAUCGUGAACAGGCCGGGAUUCAGACCCAUGCGCUCAACUUAAGCGACACCGGAUAAGGGGACCAAUCAUGAGAAUAGUUUUUCUUUCGUUGGUGAUGUGCCUGACGGGCGCGAGUCACGCGAUGCCGAGGAUCGACUACAAGACCUUGCGCGAACAGAUACUGAAAUACGAGCAACGGUCCAUGCUGGGCGCAAAUCUGACCUUGAACGUUGUCGAGCAGGCCGCCAACGAUAUCCUGAUGAAGGAGAAGUGGAAGGAAGUGGAGGCUGGCUUCAAGACCCCGAAGAAGUUCGCCCCGGGCCGGAACUUCAUAACUGCGAAGAAGGACAUCGACGAGUCCGAAGUAUUUCAAUUGAUCAGAAAAAUGCCGAAAGGCGCGGUGCUGCAUGCUCACGACACGGCCCUGGCCUCGACCAAUUACAUUUAUAACAACAUCACAUUUCGCGACAAUUUGUACGUCUGCGAGACGAACGAGACGUUCAAAUUGAAGUUCUUCGAAGAACCGGACGAGGAAUGCGAAUGGGAGUUGCUGAAGAAAGUUCGCCAGCAGCCACUACGUGCUACGAGGGUGAAUAAGGAGAUUAGAAAUAGGCUGUCGAUGCUUUGCGACAACCCUGCGGAGGCUUAUUCCGACCUUGACAAGGCCUGGACGAAAUUCAGUGACAUUUUCGAGUUCGUUCAUCCGAUCCUCACCUUCAAGCCUAUUUACGACGACUAUUUCAGGGCUGUUCUGGAGCAACUCUACGAGGACAAUGUGAUGUACUUGGAGGUGCGAUCCACAUUGCCCGUUUUGUACGAUUUCAACGGCACCGAGUACAGUGCCAAGGACACUGCUGAUCUAUUGAAGAACGUUUCCGAGAGAUUUAUGAAGGAUCAUCCGGACUUCGUCGGAGUGAAAUUGAUCUACGCGCCUAAAAGAUUCGUCGAUCAGAGGCAGGCAGAAGAAUACAUCAAGAUCCUGAAAGAGUUGCAGGAGCUCUAUCCAAACUUUAUAGCAGGUUUCGAUUUAGUCGGACAAGAGGACAAAGGAAAAACGUUGCUGUACUUUUCACACAUUCUCGAAAACGUUGCACUGGAUACGAAUUUCUUUUUCCAUGCUGGCGAGACUAAUUGGUACGGUGUAUCCACCGACGAGAAUCUAGUCGACGCUAUUUUGUUGAACACGAAACGCAUCGGCCACGGAUACGCGCUGGUCAAUCAUCCCGUUCUCCUCGAAAUGACGAGGCAAAUGAACAUCGCUAUAGAAGUGAACCCAAUUUCUAAUCAAGUUCUAAAACUCGUGGACGAUAUGAGAAACCACGCUGCCAGACGAUUGUUCGCCGAAGGAUACCCAGUGGUGAUUUCAAACGACGAUCCAUCAUUUUGGGGCGCUAGAGCUUUGAGCUACGACUUCUACGAAGCUUUCGUGGGGAUCAUGUCCAAGCACGCUGAUUUGAAAGCGCUCAAGCAGCUAGCUAUUAAUUCUCUCGUCUACAGCAGUUUGAGCGCCGAAGACAAGGAAGCCGCCCUGUCCCUUUGGGAGCACAAAUGGGAUAAUUACGUGAACGAUGUAGCUCAAGGAGGACGUCGGACGUCGUCUACGAGUACAGACAAACCCUAGCUAUUAUUUUUAUACUAGAUAUCACACAAUGCCUAUAGAAAACACCAUUCAACUCUCUGUCCUUUUAACACCGUCGUGGUAAAAGGUGAUCACGGAUAGUAUCGGUUUUUUCUGUGAUUUAUUUCGUUCGAGGAAGUCACACAUUCUGCCUCAAUCGUGUGCCAUUAUUAAGGUAAUAAGUGCGAUGCAUUUGUAAUUGAGAUGCACUUCAAGGAAACGUUUAAGUUCGAAGUCUUUUCCUACAACUAAUCACGAGUGGAAAUUCGGUCGUAGAAGUAUUAAAUUUUCCACGUUGACGAGAUUGUAUAAUAUGUAUUUUUGCCACAUUCACGAAAAUAAAAUUUAUUUAUUUAUUUC
This is a messenger RNA of Megalopta genalis, 2330 nucleotides long. RefSeq names its product adenosine deaminase. The record is from RefSeq and is a predicted model, not a curated record. NCBI's taxonomy places the organism in Eukaryota, Metazoa, Arthropoda, Insecta, Hymenoptera, Halictidae. Gene Ontology annotation, biological process: adenosine catabolic process; inosine biosynthetic process. Gene Ontology annotation, molecular function: adenosine deaminase activity.